GAGCUAUAUAAUUAUCAUUACUUCACCAUCAUCUUCAACCUCCAUUCUUUUAUCUCAUUAUGAGCUUUUCUCUGGUAUUUAAGUUCCUGAUAUUUGCAGCUUUCAUAAGGAUUUCUUUUUUCCCCCAUGUAAGCUGCAAAAACUUUCAUCAUUUCAAUUUUUCCGACUUCCCUUAUGAACGCAUCAAUGAGCUCAGAAGGUUCGAUUCAGGCAUAAAUAAAUAUGCCAUACAAGUAACAUACGAUCUCAGCGGAGACCGUAUGAAUAAUCUAUCCGGACGAUCCUUCUACAGAGAUCCAUUUACUUUGUGGAGAAUAAAUGGAAAAAAAAACACCACUGCUACUUUCAGCACCACUUUUAAACUCAACAUCGCUAAUCAGUCUAAUCCUGGCGGCGAAGGCUUGGCUUUUAUAAUUACCGGUAAGCCUGAUCUUCCCAGGAACAGUGAAGGUCAAUGGCUGGGCAUUGUGAAUUCUAGUACCAAUGGAUCGUCCGAAGCACAAAUUGUUGCGGUUGAGUUUGACACCAGAAAGAGCUUUUCCGAAGAUAUUGAUGAUAAUCAUAUUGGCUUGAAUGUCAACAGUAUUUUCUCCAUGGAUCAAGUUCCUUUAAGCGUCAAGCUUUCCUCGGGUGAAAAUAUAACUGUGCGUGUUGAGUAUGAUGGAAAAAACAUGAUUGCUUUUGUGGGAUAUGGGUUGAUGGAGUUGAAUCAAGUGCUUUCUCAGAAUAUUGAUCUCUCUCAGUAUCUCCCAGAAAAGGUUUUUGUGGGCUUCUCAGCGUCAACAAGCAAUUUUGUCCAGUCGAAUUGUGUUUUAUCCUGGGAAUUUCAUGGUACGGAUAUUGAUAAAAAGAGAAAUCUAAAUUGGGUUUGGAUGGCGGUUGUAGUUGCUGUGGUUCUUCUUUUGUUAACCGGUGUGGGAUUUUGCCUGUAUAGAAGAAGAAAACAUGAACUCGAGGAGCUCAAGGAUGCAGAAGGAAUCGAGAGUCAUAUAAAUGACUUCACUAUGGCCCCGAAGAAGUUCAAACUGAGAGAGCUGAAGAAGGCAACAGGGAGAUUCAGCCCCAAGAACAAGCUGGGAAAAGGCGGAUUCGGAACUGUCUACAAGGGAACCUGGAAGAAUAGAGAGAUAGCAGUUAAACGAGUUUCGGAGACGUCAAGACAUGGCAAGCAAGAAUUCAUUGCAGAAGUUACAACAAUCGGCAGCCUGAGGCAUAGAAGCCUCGUCAAACUUAUUGGUUGGUGCUACGAGAAACAUGAGCUCCUUCUUGUGUACGAGUACAUGCCUAAUGGAAGCUUAGACAAGUUCAUAUUCGUUGACGAGAAGACAGGAUUGGAUGAAUCAACUCUGAAUUGGGAAACAAGAGUCAGCAUAAUCCAUGGAACUGCUCAGGCCCUGGAGUAUCUCCACAAUGGGUGUGAGAAAAGGGUGCUUCACAGAGAUAUCAAGGCAAGCAACAUAUUGCUCGAUUCAGAUUUCAAAGCGAGGUUGGGGGAUUUCGGGCUGGCACGAACGAUCCAGGAUCAGAAAACUCAUCACUCAACGAAUGAGAUCGCUGGAACUCCCGGAUACAUGGCGCCGGAGAUUUUCUUGACUGGUAGAGCCACAGUGGAAACAGAUGUUUAUGCGUUCGGGGUGCUGAUCAUGGAAGUUGUUUGCGGAAGGAAGCCUGGAAAUCAAUGUGAACAAAACAAUUAUAACAGCAGCAUUGUGCAUUGGCUCUGGGAGCUUCACCGUAAGGGGCGUAUUCUUGAUGCUGCGGAUUCAAAAUUGGAGGGGAAUUUUUCGGAGGAAGAAAUGGAGUAUAUUUUGAUUCUGGGCUUGGCUUGUUGCCAUCCGAAUCCUCAUCAGAGGCCAUCGAUGAAAUUGGUUUUGCAGGUUCUAUCGGGAGAGGCAACAGCACCAGAAGUGCCAACAGAGAGGCCUUCAUUUGUGUGGCCAGCCAUGCCUCCAUCCUUCAGUGAAUGGGAUCAAUCUCUUGCAGGAAGCCAACUUACUCCAUUUUCAGAAAUCACAGGGCGAUAGAAUUAUUGGUAUAGGAAGAUUAAUAGCUUAGUUUGACGUAUCAUGUAAAAUAUGGAAUUAUGAUG
This is a messenger RNA of Mangifera indica (mango), 2089 nucleotides long. RefSeq names its product probable L-type lectin-domain containing receptor kinase S.5. The coding region runs from base 60 to 2024 and encodes 654 amino acids. The transcript has a single exon. Gene Ontology annotation, cellular component: plasma membrane. NCBI's taxonomy places the organism in Eukaryota, Viridiplantae, Streptophyta, Magnoliopsida, Sapindales, Anacardiaceae. The record is from RefSeq and is a predicted model, not a curated record. Gene Ontology annotation, biological process: protein phosphorylation. Gene Ontology annotation, molecular function: carbohydrate binding; protein kinase activity; ATP binding.